AUGCCCAAGAAGUAUCAACAGCGGGCGCUCUUGACCAAGCCUCAAUCCAGCACUCCACAUACCUUGUCACUGUCCAAGUCGUCCGGGACUCGAGCCCAGAAUGCAGCGGCACAGCCCUCAGUCAACGAUCUCAUUCGCGAGUCGCGACGCCUUCAGCUGAGAAACGAUUCACGCCCCCCUCCUGUAACGAAUGCCUCAUCCAUCCCUCCUGCUGUAAGAGAAGUCCUUGACCUCCCGGCCCCUCCGCCGCCGGCACCCAGGCUGGGCACAAGAUUUAGCGGACCGAGUCGUCUGCGCCGAAUCCCAGGGCCUCCGCCGCCGCGCAGUUGGUUGACAGACAGUAUCCAUGCACCCAAGUCGGUGAGCUCUUCGGACGCUGAUGGCAACAACCGUCGACUUCAGCUCCGAACAAGUAAUCUACCGGACGGUGUCUUCCCACCGGAUGACUCACUCCAGCACAUGGUGUUGAGGAAGAUUGCAACCAACUGGGCCUGGCAUGCGGAACAUGACUACGACUAUCUAGGGCUCCUACCUACGACGCUGAAAGAGACUUUAUUGAGCUAUCUUGCGGUGUAUAACGAUGUCCCCAUCAAUCCCCUUCAACCGUUGUUCCUGGACGCGGGAGAACAGGACGACCGCGAUGAAGUGCAUCGCUUGGACCUCAGCAAUGGAUUAGGGACAUGGACCACGUUCAGACAACUGGAAAAAGAACUCUUCCAGAAGACUGCUGCGCCGACCCCCGCAGAAUCAAGAGGAGAGUCUGAGAACCCCUCGUCUUCGCCGAUCCCGGACAGCUGGGAUGCCAUCGACGACAACGAAGAGGUAGAAAACAUGGGCUUAAGCCCAGGACCUCGGAUUAUGCCAAACUUCAAGAAUUUGAACCAUCUCUCGCUGGCAAUCUCUCCCACUAAUGCCAGGGCAGCCUCAUGGGCCUCUCUCCUGUCGCUGGCUACCGAACUGAGAACGUUGACCUCUCUAUCUCUCGCAUAUUGGCCGCAGCCCACGUUUACGCCCAACGCAGCAUCCACCAGAACAGUUGUCAGGACUCCAGGCUCGCCGCCCGUUGUAUAUGGUGGCUCGGAUAUGUACAACUCGUACGACAACAACUGGAGGGAAGCGGCAGGGAUACUUCGCACAUUGAGCAGAUCGCUGUACUGUCUGAAAUGGCUGGAUCUGACCGGUUGCGGGGAUUGGUUUGGAGCGCUGCAGUGGAGGGGCCCGUCCCUAGAUUCGUCUUCGCUUGGACCCGAGUGGAAUGCAGGAUGGAGGGGACUGGAAACUCUCAUUCUUCAAGUGGGUUGGAAGCCGGUCCCGCCAACGAUGGAUGAUAUUCCGACUGAACCGGAUCAGCCAUCUUGGAACGUCGAGAACGAGCGGAAACUUUAUCGUUACAGCAAAGAGCGGGAACGCUUCGCCGAGAUCCGUAGCACUGCUCAGUCUGUUGCACGGUAUUUGCGCUCGGUACGAAAGGACGCCGGGGGCAAGUGGAUCCACGUAGACUGCGGAGAAGAAUUGGCCACCGAGGAAUACAUGCUACACUCGUAG
Molecule: messenger RNA, 1545 nt
Organism: Exophiala dermatitidis NIH/UT8656
Lineage: Eukaryota; Fungi; Ascomycota; Eurotiomycetes; Chaetothyriales; Herpotrichiellaceae
Exons: 1
Coding region: 1-1545 (514 amino acids)
Source: RefSeq, a predicted model, not a curated record